Molecule: messenger RNA, 4691 nt
Organism: Dendroctonus ponderosae (mountain pine beetle)
Lineage: Eukaryota; Metazoa; Arthropoda; Insecta; Coleoptera; Curculionidae
Exons: 6
Coding region: 229-4485 (1418 amino acids)
Cellular component (GO): extracellular region
Molecular function (GO): chitin binding
Source: RefSeq, a predicted model, not a curated record
GUUCUGUUGUUUUGGUGCUUGCUGCAAGAGAUCGUGUCAGUACCGGUGGUUCCUGCGGUGCGGUCCGACCAAGCGAUGUGCAACUCUUUCCGAUAUUCGGUGGUACUGCAACGUGCGCCUUCUACGAUCAGCGUGUGAUGCAAGUGUUGUGUUUGCGGGAUUAAAAAACGGGAUAAUGGCAUGCUUGGAGCUACUUGAGGACUAUUUUCGAACAGCAGAGUCUUAGUAAUGUCCAGCUUCACCAGGAUGAAAAGAAUUUUUUUAGAUGGUCUAAUAUGGCUCUUCCUCUUACAAUAUGGAUUUACGGCGCUAUCACUUGAACCAGGAUUUCUGGAUUUCGACAAUUUACCGGACACGAACUUCUCAUGUCACGGCAAAGUGAUCGGUGGAUAUUAUGCGGAUGUGGAGACCAAUUGUCAGAUGUUUCACGUUUGCACUAAAGGACAAGCUGGAGAAAACAUGGACAUUCGGUUUCUGUGCUUGAACGGCACCGUUUUCGACCAGGAAACUCGCGUCUGUGAACGGAUUGACGAGGUGGACUGCUCAAAAUCCGAACAAUUCUACAGCCUGAACUUGGAACUGUAUCAACAUUCUGGGCAAAAUUCCGAAGAUAUCCCCGAAGUUUCCCAAGAGACUGAAGCUCCGACGAAAUCGACCACCACAUCGACCACAACCACAACGAAAAACCCGACAACUUCGCAAUAUUUCACCACUGCCAGACCAGUGGCGGCUACGGCUGCUUCCAACAGUCCCCAAGCAGUUUCCGGCCAUCAUUUUCCGGUGAACGCCCCGGAUAUCCGCUUCAACCCGGAAGAGAUUAAUAUCAGUUUAAACCCCGGAGCUCCUCCGGAUAUACGGACGAAACAUUUCCAACUUCCGCAAGGUUUUAGUGACGAUAGUAGUGAAGUGAGUCACGGCGAUGAACACGAACGCGAGCGCCUAAGCGCCUCCACAUCUCCUAAAUCCAUUUACGCCAUAGAUAGUGAUAGUGAUAAGUUACCUCAGAAUAGUGAUUACCUCGAAGAGAACUUCCGAAGCACUGAGCGACAGCCGCAGUUUUUAAUCCAAACCAACAGCUUCCGGCACAGUCAGAGCUUUCCGCCCAACUCCCAUCAGUAUCAUCAUCCACAGUUCCACUCGACCACGGUGAAGCAUUCGGGAAACUUCCCCAGGCAGACCACCAGUCGCACGAUUUAUUUGCACUCACUAAAGCCUCCCCAGGUUCACCAGCAUCACCACUACACCCACCAUCCCAGGACGGAAAAAACCCCACAGCGAGUGCAAAUCCCCAUUCCCCUCCUACCAACCCUGCCACCUCUUACCUUUAGCUCCCCAGCUCCUUUCACUCUCCAGCAUCACAUCGACAGCAAGAGAUACACAAAGGAGCACCAAUCGCCUCCCAGGAUCAUAAUCAGCGCCAGCGCCAGCGUGAGCGAUGCCAGCGGGAGGAGGCUGAACUACUCGCUUGGCACAAUCGGGGCGGCGCAGAUUCUGGACACGCCCCCUUCGUCCUACGACGAAUACAAGGACGGCGACGUGGGGCUGGAUCCUUUCUAUCACGACGUGCCCAAAAUACAGGAAAGAAAGCGAAGGAAGCGCAGCACUGACGAGAAUCCAAUCAAUCCGUUCGAAAUAAUCAAAAACGAAAAGGAGGCUGUCGAGGUGCUCAAGUUUCUCUACACCUGGUAUCAGAGCCAUCAGGCGACAGCCACUGUUCCUCCUCCAACCAGCCCGGUUUCUUCCGACCUGAUCCAGACAAUCAACAACGAACUGGCGCCCCGAAUAGAAGAAAUCGGUCUCAACCCAGAGAGCAGUGAGAUUCACUCAACCAGCUCCAAAGAAGCCACAAGUACAGAGUCCAUGAAACCCCACUACGGAGAACUUUUCAAGAAAGGAGGCAGGUUCAGCUUAGUAGGCGGAUACAGAAACGAACCAGUUUUCAAUGGGGAAAACCACAAGAAACUGGCAGAAAGAAUGGACGUUGGCGACAAAACCCGGAACUCCGAUAUCAUCGUCAAAGACUUCAAAGAGCUGCCGUUUAGCACGCACGAUUACGUGGAUGAUAACUACGAAGGCGUGACUUACAGGCAAAGUGCGAACAGUCAGGAAGUCCAGCCCAAAAAAGACAAACCUUUAGACCUCAACCUACCCCAACUGGUAAAAAACACUCCAAACCACACCAAUCCUGAGCGUGAAUUCGAAGCAACCAAGGAACCUGGUAGGGAAGAAGUAGGGGACGCCCCUGAAACAACAGCUCCUUUCCCAGCGGGAUUUGCAGACACUGAAGAAACCUCAACUGAUCAAACCAGGCACUUUACAGAUCGGAGUUCUGCAGACCUUCUGUACAAAUACCUGCAACUGACCCCAGAAACCAGUUCAACAUCACCAAAAGAACACCAGAAUGUCACGGAAACCAGUGGAAAAGUGACCAAACACACAGAGAUCAACGUGCUUUCAGAAACUCGAGAGGCUGAGCCAAAUAAAGCAACAUCCUCCACCAGUGUUUCACCUCCAAGACGUCAAGGAGGCAGAAGGAGAGGAGGAAUCAAACAAAAACAACUCGAUAGCUACCAAGCUGCUAGCUACAAUGUCCCCAACUCCUCUGCUCAAAGAGAGGCGCAAAACUACAUUUCAACUCCUCCAAAUAAACCGUCUGCCCGAAGAGGGAGGAAUAGAGGACGGUCUCGCUUUGCUACCAGCACAUCAACCACUGAGCUUUCCCCAGCAGUUUCAACCAGCAGCUGGUUGAUCCAUUUUGAGGAAACAUCCGCACUUCGCAUGGAGGAAACAACCGUUGCUUCUGCGGUUGAAAACUCCACCACUGAGGCUCCGCUUCCGGAAGCUACAAAUCCCAUACUCCAAGAGCGCGAGGCAACCGUCGUUACUGAGGCCGCAACUUUUGUAACUCCCAGCUCAACGCAGGAGGCCACUGAUUUUAUUCCCUUCUCUAAUACCAUCACCACUGACUCCUCCACAGAUCCUUUGAGCACUACAGAGGAAAAUGCACGGGAGGCAGUUUCGGAAUUGAACCCUCCAGCUCCGACGGCGUCUUAUCUGAUAGAGCUGCUGAAACAUUUUGCUCAGAGCGAUGAUUCUGCCAUUUACGCCCCCUUUACUACUGAGGCCCCCACUUCGUAUGAUCCUCUAACGGAGACUCUGAUGAGUAGCUUGCCAUCUUUCGUCACUCCCAAGCCUGAAAGGCGAAGAAGUCGCCAUCGGCAUUCUUCAAAGGUUAGCACGACUCAAUUGCCCACGCUCAGAGACAUUUCCAGGAAAAAUUCGCCCUUGAUUAGCAGCAAAAAUGAAUCCGAAAGCAAAUCCAAAGCUGACUUGCUGGACAAGCUUUCGGCUAUUGAAAAGCAUUUGAUUGAGGGAGAUUUACCGACAACAAUUGGGGCUCCUGUGGUGAUCUCUGAAGAAACGCCCAGCACGGAAAUGCCGGAAACAAGCACAGUUUUCCAGGAAUUAGCUCAGUUCCAUAUUGAUGCAAAGAACUACUAUGAUGAUGUUUUUGUGGUUCCAGAAUCAACCACCAGAAACUCUUCUGAGCCCCAAGAGGAGUUGAAGUUGACUGAAAGUACUACAGAAGCUGCUGCAACUGAAGGAAUCAGCUCAGAACUAAACCCAGAUGAAGCAACGACUAAAAUGUAUUUGGAUUUAGGCGAACUCGCAACCACCCUCCUGCCUGAUGUGGAAAUCCAAAAGUCCAUAUCCCUGCCUGUAUCGGUUCUGGAUGUUCCCUACCCCAUAAAUGAUGCCCACAGCAUCAACGGUCUGUUUUCCAACGAGGAAACUUCAACUUCUACCAGUAUUCCUUCUGAAUGGCCUUCAUCAACAACUACAUUGCCUUUUGCUGUUACAACCGAAGUUUUGCCUGAUCCUACUGAGUAUCCGCCCUCUGACCCCCCAAUGAGGCAAGUUCAUGACAAUUCCACUGAAAUAAUCUUCGUCAAAACCGACCAAUCCUUGGAUAAUCCCAGGGCAGUAAAUUCUAGUCACUUGUACCAAGUGGUGUUGGAAAGCAGCUCAGAACAGCCCAGCACCACUACAAGUGGGGAGCAUUUCACGCAAAAAUCUCGACCUUUACACAGAAGGCCUCACUCCCACUCGAAAACAGAGUAUGGAAGGCACCGAUUCAACACUGAGCUCUUGAGUAAAAACCCCAGCUUUACUGUUGCACCUCUUCAUCGGAGCGUCUCCCCUACUAAACCUCGCGCACUGAAGAAGGUUCUUCUCCACACCACUCCGCUUUCUUCCAAAAGUCCCCGACCUCCCAAAGUGAGCAGUCGAUAUGUGUUUAAUUGCUUCGGAAAGGAGACGAACCGAUUCUACGCCGAUCCUCGCGACUGUAGGCUGUUCCACUACUGCACCAACGGCUACAGCAAGAACCAACUAUUAGACUUGAAAUACGUAUGUGAUCAAAAGACUUUCUUUGAUGAGGACAGAGUGAUCUGCACCAAGGUGAAGCCGGCUAGGUGUGUGUAAAUAGGGAAACGUCUGGUUGUGCACAGGCCCAGUGCAGAUUCUGUCUGAAAGUGAAUGAACUAUUUGAUUCUUUAACCCUCUUUUGUGUUUUUGUAUAAAUCGAUUUUCUACUAUUUUUUACCAGAACGACUAGACUAGCCUGCUAAGCAAUGCUUUUAACUUUUGUAAAAUUGUUAUCAAAUACUCAUAGUUUAAUAUAUUUAAUA